AGGGGCCUUUCCUGCUCAAGUGAACACAUCGGAGGAUAAGUUGAAGACAUCAGCGCUAAAUGUGGCUAGUCCAAAAGAAGACGACCCUUAAUUAUUAAAAUAUCGUUACCUGCCGGGUCCGUGCGGCUUCAUGCUCUGUUACAGCGGAGACGUUUGAGUCUGUCGGCGUGUGUGCUGCGCCAGGUGUCGGGCCACAGAGUGUGGGAAAAUGCCAUCUUUUUCAUGGAGGGUUUGGCCCGCACUUGUGUUGCUUCUCUUCCCUUCUACUGUGGCUGCAGAAGAGUCAUCACUACUGGAAGGCUGGCACGAUGUCUGGCUCUUCCGCUUCCUCGUCAACAUGCUGGGAUACUCCACCAUCAUCAUCCCUGGCUACCUCCUCAUUAGCUACUUCAAGCGCACCAAUUACUUGGAAACAGGUAGUGGGAUCUGCUACCCUGUCAUAAGAACCUGCGUGUUUGGCAAUGAGGCCAAAACAGGUCUUUUGGAUGAUGUGUCAGUUGCACCCAGGAACGAGGGAGAUUCAGGCUCGUCAGUCAGACAGGCCAUCAAGUUAAUCUUUUGUGCUGCUGGACUUCAGGCAUCGUACCUGACAUGGGGUGUCCUGCAGGAGAGGGUGAUGACUCGUUCCUAUGGGGCCACGACUCCAGAGGACCAGGGAGAGAAAUUCAAGGACUCCCAGUUCUUGGUUAUGAACCGUAUCCUGGCUCUGACCGUGUCGGGCCUCUGGUGCGUCCUGUUUAAGCAACCUCGCCACGGAGCACCGAUGUACAAGUACUCCUUUGCCUCACUCUCCACAUCCCUGAGCAGCUGGUGCCAGUACGAGGCCCUCAAAUACAUCAGCUUCCCCACGCAAGUCUUGGCCAAGGCCUCUAAAGUCAUUCCUGUCAUGCUUAUGGGCAAGAUCGUCUCCCGUAAGAGCUAUGAAUAUUGGGAGUACUUCACCGCCGUGCUGAUCUCAGUGGGUGUCAGCAUGUUCCUGCGUCCAGCACGACCAGCAAGCAACCCGUCCACCGUCACCACCUUCAGCGGGAUCAUCAUCCUGGUUGGCUACAUCGUCUUCGACAGCUUCACCUCCAACUGGCAGGACAACCUUGUCAAGUACAAGAUGUCAUCAGUGCAGAUGAUGUUUGGAGUCAACCUGUUCUCCUGCCUCUUCACCGUCGGCUCGCUGCUGGAGCAGGGCUUCUUCGACUCGCUGGCCUUCAUGACGCGUCACUCUGAGUUUGCCUUUCAUGCCGUGUUGCUGUCCGUGUGUUCAGCAUGUGGCCAGCUCUUCAUCUUCUACACCAUCAACCAGUUCGGUGCUGCCGUCUUCACUCCAUCAUGACCCCUGAGGCAGGCCAUCGCCAUUCUUCUCUCCUGUUUCCUUUACGGCCACGCUGUCACCAUUGUAGGUGGAUUUGGUGUUGCCGUCGUUUUCCUGGCACUUUUCCUGCGGGUUUAUGCACGUAGCCGCAUGAAGUCAGGCCGACGGUCAGCGCAGCCAAUUGCACAGACAGAAGCAUUUAGAAAUGUAAUUGUAUUUCCACUAUAUCUUAUAUUGUGUUACUCCCUUAAGGUUUGGCCCGCACUUGUGUUGCUUCUCUUCCCUUCUACUGUGGCUGCAGAAGAGUCAUCACUACUGGAAGGCUGGCACGAUGUCUGGCUCUUCCGCUUCCUCGUCAACUUGCUGGGAUACUCCACCAUCAUCAUCCCUGGCUACCUCCUCAUUAGCUACUUCAAGCGCACCAAUUACUUGGAAACAGGUAGUGGGAUCUGCUACCCUGUCAUAAAGACCUGCGUGUUUGGCAAUGAGGCCAAAACAGGUUCUUUGGAUGAUGUUUCAGUUGCACCCAGGAACGAGGGAGAUUCAGGCUCGUCAAUCAGACAGGCCAUCAAGUUAAUCUUUUGUGCUGCUGGACUUCAGGCAUCGUACCUGACAUGGGGUGUCCUGCAGGAGAGGGUGAUGACUCGUUCCUAUGGGGCCACGACUCCAGAGGACCAGGGAGAGAAAUUCAAGGACUCCCAGUUCUUGGUCUUCAUGAACCGUAUCCUGGCUCUGACCGUGUCGGGCCUCUGGUGCGUCCUGUUUAAGCAACCUCGCCACGGAGCACCGAUGUACAAGUACUCCUUUGCCUCACUCUCCAACAUCCUGAGCAGCUGGUGCCAGUACGAGGCCCUCAAAUACAUCAGCUUCCCCACGCAAGUCUUGGCCAAGGCCUCUAAAGUCAUUCCUGUCAUGCUUAUGGGCAAGAUCGUCUCCCGUAAGAGCUAUGAAUAUUGGGAGUACUUCACCGCCGUGCUGAUCUCAGUGGGUGUCAGCAUGUUCCUGCUGUCCAGCACGACCAGCAAGCACCCGUCCACCGUCACCACCUUCAGCGGGAUCAUCAUCCUGGUUGGCUACAUCGUCUUCGACAGCUUCACCUCCAACUGGCAGGACAACCUGUUCAAGUACAAGAUGUCAUCAGUGCAGAUGAUGUUUGGAGUCAACCUGUUCUCCUGCCUCUUCACCGUCGGCUCGCUGCUGGAGCAGGGCGCCUUCUUCGACUCGCUGGCCUUCAUGACGCGUCACUCUGAGUUUGCCUUUCAUGCCGUGUUGCUGUCCGUGUGUUCAGCAUGUGGCCAGCUCUUCAUCUUCUACACCAUCAACCAGUUCGGUGCUGCCGUCUUCACCAUCAUCAUGACCCUGAGGCAGGCCAUCGCCAUUCUCCUCUCCUGUUUCCUUUACGGCCACGCUGUCACCAUUGUAGGUGGAUUUGGUGUUGCCGUCGUUUUCCUGGCACUUUUCCUGCGGGUGUAUGCACGUAGCCGCAUGAAGUCAGGCCGACGGUCAGCGCAGCCAAUUGCACAGAAGGUGUAGCACUCCAAAGUCACACUAAACUGGGAACUGAGACCACGUUUUCUGUGGUGCUUUUUGUCUAUUUGUGUCUAUCUGUUAGGUCUGUUUUUGUUUUUUUUACUGUUCUGUUCUUUUCCAUUGGUUUUUAUUUUUGUUAGCAAUGGUACAGAAAGGGAUUCUGCAGUUUUGACUCUUACACCAAGAUGCCCCCAAGGGGUCCAUGUGAUUUGAGUGCCUGUAAGAUUGUCUAAUACACAAGUCCCAAACUGCAAUCUACAAACUGCCUCUUCAGCUAUUUCACAGUUUAAUGGUAGAAUAGUUUUUCUUAGACCACAAUAUGUGGCUUGUGCAGCCAGUGGAGGGUUCCCGUGAUCCAGGGAAAGGCUUGUUAGCUGUAUGGUGAAGCAUUAAAAUUUUGACAUGAAUUUUAUGACAACGCCCCUUCUAAACUUUAUCUUAAACAUUGCAACCAAACACUCUGCUUUCAUAAAGACAAUGCUUUCUGUCCAUUAGGUUAUCUUUCAGUCACAAUAGCCAGACACUGAUCUCACAGUCCUCCAUGUUGGAGAGCAGGGGCCUUUGUGUCUUCAUGUUGGAUUUUAUCUUGUAAAGUGGUAAACAUUGCCUGAAUACACGGUGCAUACAUUACUGUUUAAUUUAAGGUAUAUUAACAUGUUCCAGAGGCUGCCAUCUGUAAUAGAGAGUGAUAAACAACAGUUUGUGUAAUAAGAGUGCACUACUUACAAAUUGUAUAGUUUUGCUCUGACGUCACUGAAUCAGAUGCUGCUGUUGGUACUUUUUGCUCUGCAUUAUUUUAAGAUAAUUCUUUUGUUGUCUUCACAACACAGAUUCUACUCAAUGUUUUUAAAAAUGGGCAAAAAAAUCAUGUAAAUAUAUCUGAAAGUCAUUGUUUAUUUCCAACCAACUUGUCUGUUGUGUACUUUUGUAAAAGGACUGCUUCACGUGUUUCACCGUUCCAUGUGAAUGUCUGGAGGAAUACUGAAUGGAUGUUGAUGAUGCUCAUUGCUGUCACGAGGAUGUGAAGAUAAAAUGCAUAAGAGAAUGCAUACAAGGGAAAUGCAAUGUUACUGGUUCCUUGUUUUUAUCAUUCUACUAUUUCUGGAUUAUUAAUAAAACAUAUUAAAUUAACUUAAA
This is a messenger RNA of Seriola dumerili (greater amberjack), 3973 nucleotides long. RefSeq names its product solute carrier family 35 member B2 (gene slc35b2). The record is from RefSeq and is a predicted model, not a curated record. Gene Ontology annotation, molecular function: 3'-phosphoadenosine 5'-phosphosulfate transmembrane transporter activity. Gene Ontology annotation, cellular component: endoplasmic reticulum membrane; Golgi membrane. Lineage: Eukaryota; Metazoa; Chordata; Actinopteri; Carangiformes; Carangidae. Gene Ontology annotation, biological process: transmembrane transport.